Molecule: messenger RNA, 26408 nt
Organism: Xyrichtys novacula (pearly razorfish)
Lineage: Eukaryota; Metazoa; Chordata; Actinopteri; Labriformes; Labridae
Source: the annotation of a GenBank genome assembly
GUCGUUGCUGUUGCCGCCUGUCGAACAGCCCGUGCUGCUCUCUCCUCAGUCGUCUCUGUACAUUCAACACUGGCAGUCACCACUGCAACGAAUGGAGACGAAGGAGUGGACGAGACAUCACCGAGGAUUUUUUCCCCUGUUUAAGUAGCUUUUCAACGGCUGCGGAAAGGAUUAAAACCGAAACACAUCGUAGAAAAAGAAACACCACACUCAUUUUUGAGAAAAACUUAGUCGAAAAGCUUCUUUUUCCCCCUUUCCCGACCGGAUCGAUUGACAGUCAUUUAGAAAAGGGCGUGUUUGCGGAGUGAAGGCAGUUUUAACCGUUUAAUGUAGGUAUAUAAGGUGUUUUAGACAUUUUUACACCAUCUGGGUCUAAAGGACAUAGUCGAAGAUGGGAUGCACGCUGAGCACAGAGGACAAGGCGGCGGUGGAGCGCAGCAAAAUGAUCGACAGGAAUCUGCGGGACGACGGGGAGAAGGCAGCGAGGGAGGUCAAGCUGCUGCUGCUCGGUAAGGAGGGAGGAGGAGAGUAACGGUCGGUCGGUUGACGAACUUCGCGUUUCGUUCACCUCCGGCAGUUAAAAGGGGCAGUUUACCAUUAAAGCCUCGUUAGUAGUGGUUACAGGGGCGUGUGGGAAAGGGGGUACGGGUGGCCUUAGGCCCACUGAAAAUCUGAAUGCAAUUGCAAAAUGAUCAAGUUUGAUCUGCUAUAAAUCCUGUGAGAAGUGCAUGACUUGCAUCGAAAUCAACUGUGCAGUUAAUCUUAACAUAAGUCAAGAAAUUUUUGUCUCAUCAAAAAAAGUUCAUUUCGGGGGUGAAAGGAGUGAUGGGAAACAGUGAUGGGAAUUCAGGCCCUCUUGUGAUCUCAGUGACUGAGUGUACUGCUCAGCUCACCUGUAACCCCCAAUUGCCAACGCAUCUGGAAAGGCUACAAAAAGGCCGAACCUGUUGAUCGUAGCUAAUUGUAACCAAUCAAGUUAAUGUGUUAACUUCCACCGGCUUCUUUCCGUUCCGCUGCAGAUCGCUGGACUCCGCAGCUGAUCUCAAAAGUUCUAUUUUUUCCGGACAGACACAAACAUCCUGCUUCUUUUCAAAAUAAAACACACCGUGUCUCAGGCGGAUCGUAUUUCACACCAUGCAAAUGGGCGGGGACGAACAAGUGAAAGGCUUAUAGACUGUAUUUCACUCCAUUGACACCAUGGAUGAGAGGAUGCUGAAUCUAGAAGUCUAUAUGGUUAGCCUAUGUGGCUAAAGACAACUUGGUAUUGCGCGAUUGCAGGUGAAUCCGGAGGUUCUUGUGAAUUAUCGCAAUUCCUGGUGUCCGUAAUUCACCAUGAAAUUCGCCUCACAAACGGAUCCGCUAGAAAUUGGCGUAAGGUGUAAAUCGCUGCCGUUCCGGAUCAGAGCCGUUCCCGAUGCGGUGGAAAUCUCGGGUAAGAUUUCCAAACAGCUGUUCAUAGUACCAUUAAAAAAUUUUUUUUUUUUUUGAAUCAGCUAGUUUUAUCAUUGUUUUGGUCCAUAAUUGAUACAUAUUCACUGAAAUCUUGCAGAGCUGAAAAUGAUGUUACGUAAAUGGCGUUUUUGGUUACCAUGUCGGAAAAAAGUAAAAUCGGAGGCCUGAAACAAGAUGGCUACAUCUACGAAAGUUAUUUGAGCACCAGCCUCAUAUUCGGACAACUUUCGUAGAUGUAGCCAUCUUGUUUCCGCCUCCGAUUUUGCUUUUUUCCGACUUGGUAACUGAAACGCUGGUAACUCCGCUAUGAUGUAAUUUUCAGCUCCAACAUCUGACUUCCGAUUUAACUCGAAGGCAGCAAAAGAAGUCAGUGCAAGGUGUGCCUGAGCAGUGUAGAGUCAGGAUCGCCCCUUAUUCUAUCAAGAACCAAAUGUCAACAGAAGAGGGAAUGAAGGAAACCUGCUCUCAAAAAGGAGCUGGCUCAUAUCAUUCAUGAAUGAGUGGAGUCGUUCAUGACCGACUACUGGUGUUUUUCCACUUUUUUUUACAGCUGUAGUUGAACUGUUGCCGAGGUAAAAAAAUGUAGUUGUAGUGCAUUUUAGUUUUCACGUCAAUACCCAUUCAAAUUCUGCUCCCACUUUAGCUGCUUGUUCUGUGGAAAAUCAGAUUUACAGAUUCCAAAAAUAGAAAAUCAAUGGAUUUAAGUAAACAGUGGAUAAACUGAACUUUGGGACCGGUUUAUUGACCUCUUGUGCAAUAAAAUGUCAAAUGUGCACAGAAAAUUGGAAAACACUAAACAUCACAGGCUUAAAAAAAGGGAGAAAACAACAGCUGAAACAUAUUUUUAAUUCUUUUUGAAUCAACGCAACCCCUCCUCCCCUCAGUUGUUGGCAUUAGUUCCAUUAAGCAGCCUCUUUACACCCAUUUGUAUUGACCAGAGCCUUCCAACAAUGGCACAUUUGCUGUAGCCUUGUUGAGUGCAGUGCAGUGAAAAAAGCCCAUACCCCAUUGAGGCCCAUGUGUGAAUGACUGUGACUAAGGACUUUGUCGGCUCAUAUUAGUUAAACAUGUGUUUAUAGGUUUAAUUCUUGCUAUAAUGCAAGAGUAAGUUCUGACCAAGUAAACAGACCGACUGUGAGAAAGUCCGUGAGUGCUCUGUAUAUCGUUCAAGGCCUUGAGAGUCGGCACAGAUUCAUUUAUCAUGGUCAACCUAGAAGGACAGUGUAUUGCACAUGAGCAUUGACGACACACGCAGUGGUCAUGCAUCACAACGUUCUCUGCUGGUGGUGCUGCCCGCAUGGCUCAAGUUUAAAAUGAGCGGAGAAACACACACACACCACCAGUCUCAGGAAGAAACGUCAUUACAUUUAAUAGCUGGACUUGGAUCAUCCUCUUCAUGGUGGUAGUUUGUUAUUGAAAAGGCGAGGGAGUUACAGUCAGCUGGUUGGUCAGUGGAUGGGCUUCGCUUGACUCUGGCCUUCAACAUUUAGAGGGAGGUAAAAUGGGGGAGGUUAACCAUUUAAACCUCACUAGCAUUGGUUCCGGGGAUGUAUCUGGAGGGCGCAGCGGUGAUAUGACUUACCUGUAAAUCUGGGUGCCGUCUCAAAAUACUAAACUAUGGUUGUCUGAUAGCCCUGUCAAGCAACUUGCUCCGGUGAAAUCAGUGUUUAUGUCCGGUAUUUACUUAAAUCAUGAAGUUUUCAGUAAGUAAAUGAGAUAUUUUAUUUUUAAAGCUCCUGUGAGGAACGAUCAGUAGGUGUUGAUUUUAGUGACCCCUGUGGACAAAGUGGCUUUGCGACCUUACAUGGUGGAUCUCAUCAUUAUGUUCUCUAAUUUCAUGGAAAGUCUGUUUUGAACAAUACUGGCUAAGAUAGCAUGAACAUUUGAUUCAAGUGUGCAUGAUAUUACAGAUUUAUGACAAGAUUAAAUUUGAUUUUUCUUUGUUUAUUUUUAUUAUUAUUUUUUUAAAGAUGGCUGGAUAUCUUUGCAAGAUAUUUCUCCAUAUACAGAAAUUUUAUAUAAUAUUCAUUUAUGUUAAGCAACUUUGUUUAUUUGUGAGUGUUAUCAAAUUACGUUUUAUUAGCUGCAAAAAUAAAAAAAAUGAUAAAAUAAAAAAAACAAUGUAAUGUUAGCUCUAUAGCUCAUUGGUCUUUUUGGGACCAAUGCCGAUUCUGAUAAUUAAAUAUACAUUUAAAAAAUCUGAUUAAUCGGCCAAGUUUUUAAAUUUUUUAUGAAGUUAUAAAAUAUAUAUAUACUGUAGAUAGCUACAGUUUACUAUAUACUGUAGAUAUACUGUAGGCUACUGUUCUUUACGCCGACAGGAAGACCGACUGAUCAAACUCGGACCAGAAAAGCGUUUUCAACUGUAAAUGAAAAACUGUAAUUGGUCGACCAAUUUUUGAGAAGGCCAUUGCCAAUAUGAUGCAGAUUUUUUAAUUUCUUUUUCAGUUGUAGUGUUACCUUCUGUUGUCUUUGUGCAUCUUUGGGUUUUUUCAACUCGAGCUCAAAAGAAAAACAGGGAUGUCAUAAAAGGUCAAGCAUGUUGUGCAACAAAUGCAGGAAAUUACAAUGAUGAAGUGGUAGAAAUUAAGCCUUAUUGAGUGAGCAGCCUCAUAAACGUACGAGUAAAAAUAGCAGCCAAUUAAACUAAAUCGCUAUUGAUUUACUUGAAUAGCUAAGCAGUUGCAUAAGGUGGAAAUCUGAUGUAGAGAUAGUCGCCUCAUGGCCAAUUUGGACUGACCUUCGUUUACGAAACCGUUUGUGAAUACUGCCUGGAAUACAUCAAGGGUAUUUCUUUGAUAAAUCAGUGUCGCUGUCUUAAGCCCCCUGCUCAUAAUGAUUCUGAUUCUUUGCAUUCGUUACACGGCUUUACGUGCCGUUUUUCCCUUAUGCAUAAUCAUGUGAACUGCUCGCAUUCAGAGGCCAGUUAUGUGUGAACUGAAAGCAUUACUCGCAUGUGGGGAAACACUGUUAUCCUUGUAAAUAGAGACUGUAGGUGAAAAACUUUUCCAUCAUUCUCCUUCGCUUUGGGAAAUGUUGACAUGCACACACACACGUCUAUGUGGGUCACCAGGACACGAUGGCUGGAGCCAACACCAAUAGAAGGCGAACACCUGACAGAAGGCACAGAGCUGGAGCUGUGUUUGUGGACAGAUUUGUGAGCCACGGCGAGAUAAACAACAUUUAUUUAAAUUCUUCACAUAAUUUAGCAGCACAUUCCUACCUGUUGUCACGGCAGCAUAAAACUACUGACAUGGUUUCGUUAUCUCUGGGGUUUAUACAUAGAAUUUAGCGGGAUGUUGGUGUUGCUUUGUGCAAACAGGAAUGUACAUAUUUUCUUGCCAAAGGUGGAACACAUUCCUCAGGUGCUUGGAGGCCAGAUGAGGCUUGCCAAUUGAAAGCGAGCAAGUUAGGUCAAGUUUGUGCUAUGCUGCUGUAGGGUGGAAUAAGGUUUUUCGUCAACUGUUGCUGUAACACGAACUUAAGGGCAUUGGCGCUCUUCGUUUUUCUGAUGGAGUCGGUCAAAGUAGCUGUGCACCAAGCUGUUUGUCCCCCACGCACCGCUGGGUUGGCACAGCUUUCUACCAUUUGUGUUUGGCCCAUGCAGCGUGAUGAAAGCCUCGUCGGGUUACCGCCUGAAGAGGUGACGCACAGACAGGCCAGGAGAAAGGAGAAGAGGGGCUGUAAGAUGAGAACUCUGCAAAUGACAGAAGCAUUAAAUAUGAAAAAGCUCGGCUGCAGAGAGGCAUGAGAGGGGAAGGAGUUAGGAGUUUAAAUUUUCUACCUUGGAGGAAAACAGUCACUUAUGGAGCGCUGCUUUAGAGUUAACAAGCAAGGCUGGAGUACACUUCACCCCAAACAAACUCUGUCAACAAAGAGAUAAUUCUGCGUGGUUGUAAAAGGCUGGAAGAGUUCGAGAAAUGUUAUACAAGAAGGAAAAAAAUGUUGUGGAUUGCACGAAGAUGACCCCUCUAAAACAGAGCAAGAGUCGAAUUUUGUACAAUACAUGUGAAAAUACUAUCCAGUAAAAAUGGUCGAUAUGGUUAAAAGUUAUCAUGAUGAAAGUAAUUCAGUAUGUCUGUGGAACUUUACAAUCCUGCCAAACUGAUAAACUUAGUCAAUGCUCAGAUUAUCAUGAGUUUACUUAUGAGUCAUUCUCACAUUGAUAAUCACCACAUCGCCAAUUAAUGAUAACAGUCUGAGUAAUACAUGACUUACUUGUGAUUCAUUCAUUUAUUCACUUUAAAUGUCUACUGCUUGAAAAAAGCUGUUGAAAUUGUUUUUCAGUGCUCGAAUCUGAAUAUAUAUUUAAAUUUCCUAUUCAUCCAAAUGUUCGGCAUAAGAUGACACACAAACAGUUUGUGUGAUAGUCACUACAUUAACAUGUUGUCUAAAAAACUAGUUUACUAUUUGGAAGUUAUGUUCAGUUUUGGCCUUUGAGUUGUACUAAACCAUGACAGUGCUGGGUUUUGUUUUAUUGUGAGACGUUAGAUAUUCAAAAGCCCUUAUGUUGAAAAAUAAUUCUGCAAAGGGGCAAAAGCAACCUUUUGCAGUUAGCACAGCCAGACUUUAGAGCAAGUCCUAUCAUUUAAAAUCACACUGAAAUGCAUGUUGACGUAAGUAGGAAGGUGAAAGUUAGCUUGAUAAUUACCUGAGGUGACAGACAAUUACAAUGUGAUGAGUUCAAAUGUCGUGUCCAGAAAAAGAAAAAAAAUCUGUAUUUAUAAAAGUACUUGAAGAAAAAAAAAUCUAGAAAAGACUUUAUAGAGGUAUUGAUAAGAACUGGAAUCAUUGAGGAGUCUCAAUACUGGUAUCAGUAUCAAUAAUGAUAAACAAUCGCCUAUCCUAGUACUGUCUAGGGCCCGACCGAUUUAUCGGCGAGCCAAUUAUAUCGGCCAGUUUUAGCCCGUUUGAGACUAAUCUGCCAAAACUCGCCGAUUUUCGUAGAUAUUUUCAGAAAUAAAAUGCGGAGAAUAAGAUUCGGUUUCACUUCGAAAGUGUUCCGCCAUUUAAAAAGGGGUGGGGGGUUCUGGUCCGAAUUUGAUCAGUCGGUCUUCCUGUCGCCAUGAAGGGCAGUAGCCUACAGUAUGUAUACAGUAUAUAAAAUAAUCGGUAUUGGUAUCGUCCCCCAAAAAUCCAUAUUGGUUGGGCACUAGUACUGUCUUCUUGAACUUUACAGGAACUAAACACAGGGCAUUUAUAUGUCGCGGUUAUGGAUCAGAACAUACAGGAAGUGUAAACCUCCCUGAAGUAACUUAAACCUGAACUCUCAUUAGCUCAGAUGUAUGGAGAUCCUCUGAACAUCCUUAUUAGCUAUUAUGUUGUUUCAGUGUGCGUGCAGCAGACCUUUCCUAUUAUCCCUGGUCACUGCAGUGAAAUCAUUCCACUGAUGUAAAAUAAACCCACUUUGCAUGGAAAAAUCAUUGGAAUCUGUGCGUGCCUGUGUGCUUAGAAACCAGCUGGCAGGUGUCUUGACUAGAUAGAGAGAAUGUGAUGAACAUAUUUCCCAUUUAGCUCUUAGUCUUUAUUUGGCACUCAUUUUCCUUCCAUCAUCUCCAGGACCCAAUUACCCUACUAUUCAUAUCUACACGCUAAAAUAGAUUACAAUCUCCUCAGCCUAAUUACUCCCUCUAUAGCUGUCGUGCAACUGUGGGAAGAUUUUAUUAAUAAUCCUCAGCUUGUGUCUUACUUUUGUCAUUGUUCUCUUUUUAAUCUUUUCCGUAUGUUCAGAGUUAUGUAACCGUAACGUGGAGUGCAGCAUCAUCUCAGAGAAAGAGGGGUGUGGAGGGGACAAGAAAAAAGAGAGGGACGGUCACACUUGUUAAAUCGCUCAAAUUCCUUUAGCGCUCUUAGCAUCUUCGGAUGUCUCCGCAAAUAGUUCCAUCUGUGGGAAACAAUCUUUUAGUAUCGAUCCGCUUGUCGGCAGAUCGAUUCCUAUGGUCAUUUCACCCGCUGUUCAGAGGCUCCUGGAAUCCUUCACUUGUGACUCAUGCUUAAAUCCCCCCCCUAAGAGGGAGAGAGAGCAGAGGGGGAAAAGAAACUGGAAACAGAGCGCAAGAGAGAGAGAGAGGGGAAGGAAUGUUGAAUUUUGAGUAGAAACCGAGUGCAGAGGAGAGUUGAAAAGAGGAAGAGGUAAAAAGAGGAAGGAGUGUACUGUUUAGGGCUGAUGUGCUUUUGCCAAACUAAAUAAACCCUUAUGCCAUUCAUAAUCCAUUCUUUCUAACUUUGGUUGGCAUGCAAGCACACAAUCUUCAAGAAUAUUAGCCUCAGCAUAUGGUUAAUCUAUAAAUGGAGCUAGUCCAGGCGUGGUAGCCAUUUUAAUCAAAGGCGUCUCCACACUGGCAUUGUAUAAAACAUCCCUCAUCCGUCGUACUUAGUGGAAGAUGAACUGGGGAGGAUUCCAAGGGGAAGGAUGUGUUUGUGGUUGGAUGAUAGAAACCUCCCCGCUCUCUGAGGAAGAAGAAGAAGAAGAAGAAGAAAAACUUCCAUUUUCACAGAGGGGUUAGCUCGGAUUUUCCAAAAAUAGUUUUGAACCGCUAGAAACAGAAACCAGCUGCUCCAGCGGUUCUUGGAGGCUGUAGCUUCUUUUGGAGUGGGCGUAUCAAAGCUGCGGGUGUGUAACAUGACUCUGCAUGAGGAGCGAUAGGUCAGGUCUGUGGUGCCAUGUGACCCUUAAAGGUCUUUGAGUGUGAGUGGUUUAUGUCUGAGUGUCUUUGUGAGUCAAAAUCAGAAAAAGUCUGGGUUUAGUGUUCCUCAGGCCUGGAGGCUCUGACAGGAUCCACACCCUAAUGAUAUCACUGGUGUUGAAACAGCAGAGGCAAGACUCUUACAUAAGCAUACAACUCACUCACUGACCGAUUUAUUAUCUCAGAUGCGUAUUGGCUGGUUUACGCCCAAAUUUUAACCAUUUGCAAGGUUAUAAAUUUAUAAGCCGCCUCAUCUUUGAAGCUGCUCCUGGCUUGACUUCUCCUGAAGUGUAUCACUAUGUGAGUACGCCAUGGGUUCAAAAUAAAGGACCUUUCUGCGUCUUUUUCAUAGUUACAGUGGGUUUCCACAAUGAUUCUCUGAUACACUGUCAACACACGUCACUUCAGCAUCAUCAGAGUUUUCACUUCUUCUCAAAGACGAAGUUUCAGGUUCAACUAACAGUAUUUCUUUCAUACAGUAUCCUCAAACACAGAGAAAACUGCAAAUUAGCACUUUAAUGAAGAUAGAAUUAAAAACUGUUUUCUAUUUUGUGUGAAGGAAGCUAAAAAAGUGAGAAAGAACCAAAAUGAUUGGCAGAUUCUUAUUAAAUGUUCAUUACAUCAAAAAACUCCUGACAGGAGCUUCAUGUGGUUUUCACCAGUGCUCACUUUCACUGGAUUAUAAGGGUUUUCCCACUGCGCUUCAUAUUUGUUUUCAUUCAGUGGUGUUUUACAAAGAAAAUAUUUCCACAAUUUAAAGAAAUGGACAUACUUUGGGACAAUUAAGAGAUUCGGAUUCAAAUUUAGCUAGUGUCAGCAACUCUACACCUAAAAAAAUUGACAGGUUAGUUUCUCCUCUCGCAGGACCAACACUUUUAUUGGUAAAAAAAAACAUGAUUGUGUCAAUCCCGCCCAUUCUUAAUUUUGAUUGGUCUGUGAUGGAAUGAGAGCUGUACUGUUUCAGAUGUUGAACUUAUUCCAGCUGAGAGUGCUGGCAACUCUCCUGUUGAAUUGGAUGCCAUAAAGGGUUCACUGACUAUGAAAUCAAAAGAUUUGAGCUCCCUCCUCUGACUGGCUGCUGGAAAGGCCAUAAAUCCCGCCCCCUUAUGUUACUGGAGGGGGUCAAAUUGUAAAAUCAAAAAGUAUAAAAUAAUUUCCUCAACCUGGUUCGGGUAUGAUUGUUUACUCUUAUAAUACCGGUUUAUGUCCAAGUGGGCAGCCCCUCCUGCCAGAUCACUUUGUCACAUUGUCUUCUGUAUAAACAGUGCCAAAAAACGCAGCUAGUGGACACAAGCCCUCAACCAUCAAUGUUGCUUUUGUUGCAUCUGUACCAAAGUAACCCUAAAACUAAAGAUGAUAAUUGCGGCUCAUUUUCCUAAUCAUUUUCACAUUUUUAGCUGUUGACAUAUUUGUAUUUAAAUCCAUGUGAUUUCUUUGAAUGUUCCAUGUGGUCCUUCAGGCAAUCACAAGUUCUUUCAGUGGUUAUAAAGAAAGCGUAACAUUCUUGCUCUGAUAUAGAAAUCUGAGUGUUUCUUGGUAAAUAACUCACAGAAAAUGGAUGUUUAUGAGUUCCACAUUUUCAGAGCCAUAGAACAACCACAGAGACCACUGAGAAGUCACAUUCAAACACUUAGAUACAAGUUUCUUUUAUAAUGAUUCCACUUUAAACUUCAGUCUGAGCUCACAGCCCAGCUGAAGUGGGCUGUUCAGGCUCUGUGUCGGCAUGUCAAGUGUGUGUGGCGCUGCGAAAAGUGGCUCUCGGGCAGGCCGAGGGGUGCAGCUGUGCCAGCCUGCAGGCCGAACGUGCCCAGUCGAGCAGAGUAUCUGCCGUCUGUGUGCCCGUCCCACGGGGAUUCACACAGUCAGUGUUUGGCCUCAGAGCACAGGAAGCUGCCACUGUACAUUCCCCCUCCUCCUUCCCUCCCCUCCCCCGGGCCACUCUGGCACCCAAGUGGUGACACGUAAUUAAAAUAAUGUGUCCUCAGGUGAAUCUCAUCCAAUUAUGCCCAAGGUGAAGUGGCACAGCUGUACCAACAACACGCAGUUAUUACAAGAGGAAAGUUUGAAAGAAUUCUGACGACUUUUUUUGUUAAUGUUAUAUUUGGUUUAAUAAUGUGUUCAAGUUACCAUCAAACAGACUUGGGAGGAGUUGUCACUUGUGUCAAGAACGCAGCAUAUCUUAUUUCUGUGUUUUCACAACAGCAUAGAAAGUGGAACUAGAUGGGACAGAUGAUUUAUUGUGCAAGGGUGAACCGCGGUGCCUCUGCUGACGGGUUCAUUUCAGAGUACGAUUCCUACUUCCUCGUUCUGUUGCUGCAGCUGAGAGGGAAGCUGGGGAUGUUCGCUCUGGGAGUAGACGCUCUCAGGUGGUUUGAAAGUCUUCCUCGGUGGCAAAUGAGCAUUACAUAAUCUGUGACAACAGUGACACUUAGCUAAUUGUAGGGAGGCAUGGUGUUGGAUUUUCGCUGAUAUGAUAUGCUGAUACUUUCAAAUUCGAAUAUUGAUACAGACAUACUGUAUAUGCACCAUUUUUUCAUUGAAAAAAAUUGAUUAAGUUUCUCCUGUAAGAGAAUCAUCGCCAUUAUUUGCUCAUACCGAUAUCAUGCUGACAAUGUUGUGCAUGUCUGGAUAAUGGUCCUGCUGUAUAGACCUCAGAUCUGUGCAUGUUCUGCAGUUUUCACAUCAGGCUUUGACCAGAAGGUUGAACAGCUUAAAUUUGUUGUAUGAGGAUUGGUACUGGACAAAAAAAACCUUGAACAAAGCUGUUGUAUUGUAUGAACCAGAGUUACCGGGGUGUAAAGGUGUCAGUGUUAUUGUUUGACUUACACCCUUUAGCCUUUGGCACCCUUUAGUUUUGGUACGUAAUAUUAAGAGGUCAACAGCUCAAUAGUAACAAGCUAAAAGGUGGGAUAUUGUCAUCUACCACAAUGGAAGCAGACGUAGUUCUGUCAUUAGAUCAGUUCUUGCCGUAGUCCAACUUACCUGUGUGUGUUAAUGGGUCAGUUAGUUGAGGAUAAAGCUGUUCCAAACCAAUAUUGACAUUGUAUAUCAAGCCGAUAUCAGCAAUAUAACGAUUAUCGGAUUAUAUCGUCCCUCAUCUAAAAUCUCUGAUAUCAGUUCUCUGAUACAAGCAGUCCAUUCCAGACUCUGCUCCAGCACCUCUAGCUAGCAGCGCCCGGAUCCAGCAUGCAGAGCCCAUGUGGUCACAACAACAGUGUGUACUAAGGUUCUGGUAAAGUAGCAAGGAGUAGGAGUGAUGCGGGCUGUGUGGCAGUAUUUUUCAGUCAAUUCCGAGAAAGACAAUGCAGCUGAGUGCAAAACUUGCCAUGCACAAGUUCAAAUCAAUAUCAGUAUCGGCCAUUACUGAAGGCUACAACAUUGGUAUUGUAUCGGAAGAAAAAGGUUGUAUCGGGACACCUCUAGUUGAGGAAGCAUUGGAAAUCCCAAAGAUGGGGGUCAGUCACCAUAUUGGAAACUUAAACUGACUUGAAGCUUGUUUAGUAGUUAAUAGGAAAAGGCAUCGUAAACUGAGAGAAAGUCUUAGCUCAACAAUUGUCUUUUCCAAUCAGGACCGAAAAGAGCAUGAAUGUGGUUUAUGAGGACCUCAAGAAGGCUGUAAGAUGAGCGUUAUGUAAGCAACAAUGACUGAUGCCUUGGAAUAACCUUGUUUGCCAUACCCCCUGUCCCUGCUCAAGUAAAAGGAGACAUAUUGAUGAUUUAGUGUACUCCGGGGGGGCAGAUGGCCUUUUAGUAAAAUAGUAGAGGCAAAAAAAAUGAUAUGUGGGGUCUUUGAUGAUAUUGGGGAUGCUAAAUCAAGAGUAAUAUAAGGAGUAGUUGUCCAGUUGAUUGAUAUAACUGCAGUCUUUGCUCUUGUGAAAAAUCAACCCGUUGGAAGAUUCAAUGUUGUCAAUCAGAAUAGCCAUAAGCAGACUAAAAAUAGAGUGAAUGUGGUUUACAAGGACAUCAGGGACGCUUAAAGAGGAGUUUUAUCUGAGUUACAACAGGCCAAUUGGCUUUCUACAACCCUGAUCUUGCAGGUUGUAAGACAAGGACACAUGAGAUGAAUAUCCUGUUUAAUAGUCUGUCAGAGGAUCAGAAAAGAUGAAUGUGGUUUAUGAGGACAUCAAAAAUUGUACAAAGGCACCCUAAGGCGGCUGGCGAAGGCGACGGCGAGUACAUUAGCGAGGGAAAAAAGCAGAAUAUGCAUAAAACAUUAAGCUCCCCAUGCAAGCCAACAUGUCACACACAUGCACACUCCCGACCACAAAGCCUGCUCAGGUGACAGCGGCCACACACUAGGGAUGUCCGUGGUAUAAAAUGAGAGCAGUUGCCAUGGUGGCACGAUGGCGUUUGAAAGCCGUGCCAACACUUACAUUCCCUUUAUGCUUGCCUUAUCUCUCCAUCACCCCCCUCCUGUUUUUUUUAUCACAGCAUUGUCUUGAAUACGUCUCAAAUACAACGUUAUCUAAUUAGUCACAAGCAUCGUACACCCACACAUCUAUAAGAAACACCAUGUUCACUCCACUAAAUGCUCUGUGAGUGUUAAUCUGGCGCUGUCACAAGUCUUGAAUCAAAAAAUUAGAUAUGAUACUGGUAUUAUGUAGUGAUAUCUCUGUGAUACCCAGGAUUAGACAAACAAUGAUACAGAAAUAGACAACAGAAAUGAAGGCAUGAUUUUGUACGGGCUGUGCACAGUGAGAAAUCCUAGACUUUUGCAAAAAUAAUCCCUCUGACUCAUCACUUCUGACCUACUUUGAGUGUGUUGCAGUGUCUGCAUCUGCAGAAGUCCUGUCCUCAGAGUGUCUGAAUUUUGAUGAUAUUUGACGCUGUUUGGAACAUUCCUGGCUGUCAAACUUGAGGCAGCGGUGUGUCGCCCCCAAAAACCAAAACAGCCGAGACUUAUCAUUAAUUAGCAGCCAGGUAGCAGCAGUUUUGAUAUGCCUCAAAAUUGGGUGUAAAAGAUGUGUUCUAGUGCAGCCUCAAUGCGUUAAAGCACAUAACGCAAUAGAUGGCACUCGACGUGGUAAGGAGCCUCUUUUGAGUCUUGCAGUUUAUUACUUUAUUACAACAUAUAGACAACAUUACUUUUGAGUUGUGGAGUGCUGGUUUGACUGAAAAGACGGGUCACAAGUAGAGCAUGACACGGGAGUGGAUUUUCACUCCUGUCCCAUCCCACUCCAAGAGAAAAAAAUCCCAUCCCAAUCCUGGAGCGGAGUAAAAAAAUUAAUCCUGUCCUGUCCCACUCCUCUAGAAUGACUCCCACUCCCAUCCCGCUCCCACUCAAAAUUACUCCCACUCUUGUCCUGCUCCCGUUUGAAUAAAACCAAACAUGUUGAAAAAACGUUGCAUUUUUUGUUUUAGGUAAAAGUGCAGUGGAUAAUAUGCACUGCACUUUUACCUAAAAUAAAAAACUUUUGGUAAAAGUGGCAGCUGUUCCAAGUCGCUUUUCACUUCCGAUGGUGACAGGAAGUCAAACCACUGUUGUAGUUCUUUUGUGUUGCUAGCACGGUCAAGAGUGUUGGCUCUCACUGAGAGAUGACUACAAAAAUGGACGCAUCUGUUCAUCUGAUUGUUUAACACGGCUGAAAAUGAUCAUCUAAUCAAUUGUUCACAUCUGCUAAUUGGGUUUUGUUGCAACAGGCUCCUCAUUACAUUCUGUAUGUUUCAUUAGGGGUGUCCCGAUAUGAUAUUGAUAUCGGAUAUUGGUCCAAUAUUAGCAAAAAAAUCAAAUAUCGGAUUAUAUCGACCUGCAUCUAAAGUCUCCAAUAUCAGCACUCUGAUACAAGCAGUCCAUUCCAGACUCCUCUACCUCUCCACCUCUAUCUAGCAGCACCCGGAUCCAGCAUGUCAAGCCGAUGUAAUCACAACAACAGUGUGCACCAAAGUAUGAAGGAGAAGGAGUGAUGUCGGCCGUGUGGCAGUAUUUUUCAUUGCAGCUGAGUGCAAAACUUGUGAUUUACAGGUUUGUGCUAAUAUAAGAUCAAUAUCAGCCAAUAUUGAAGGCUACAUUAUCGGUAUCGUAUCGUAGGUAAAAAAGUUGCAUCGGGACACCCCUAGUUUCAGUUAAGUAGAUUUUCUUUUAUUAGCACUUUAGAUUUUUUUAUUAGAUUUGUGACUUUGUGACUAUCUUAAUGAGUUUUUAAGAUUUUUUUUGUACAGGUUAGCUUGACUGGGCCACCCUGUUCAAAAAGUCUAGACACACCCCUGACUGUUGGAAUUUAAGAUAAAUGGAGAUGUAAGGGUAUAACCGUGAAAAAUCAAAACUGCACCAAUACUUGAAACAAUCCCACACUUCUCAAUUUUUAUCGUAUUGACCUUUGUUUUCUGUAGUUUCUUUGUCAGUUGUCGAAGAGCCUUGAGCCUUUGGAGUUUUUCCUCGUAAAGUUCUAUUAAAAGCCGUCAGAUUCAGACACUCUAAACAAAACUAAAAAACAAGUGUAGCUGUCUGUAGAAAUUAAGUCGUAAAAGGAGCCUUUAAAGCUUCAAGUCUUGAUAUCCUCAGAUCUUGAGUUACACGUUUGGCUCCUCAGUUCAUGUCAGGCUGAGGUUGUUGAGCCCAUGCUUCAUUUUUAUGGUCCUUGGUCGUGCCAUUUGACCACAUGAGAUCAUGUUGUAAAGCUUUUUCCUUCUCUUUUAGGGCAUAAAGAUAAGCAGAAAAACAUUUGGCUUGCUGCAGGCAACAUGAACUUCUUGAAAUAUUUACACCCUGUAAUAAACUCCCUCUUUGUCUUCCACAGGUGCUGGAGAAUCAGGGAAAAGUACAAUCGUCAAGCAGAUGAAGUAAGUUCAUUUUUAUUUUAUCAUUCUGCACGCUGACAAUCAAACUUCGCUUCUCCCCGGUGCAUCAACGGUGGCUCCUCUCAUCAGAUAUUCAUUAUGGCGCGGAGAGGGAGUUUAUUUUCCGCAAAACAAACAGUGUCAGACUCCGAUCCCGCUUUAUCUCAUCUCUCUGGGUAAUGACACUCAGCGCAAACAGGUAGCAUGCAUGAUGGAUCAUGUAGACACCCCCCCUGCAGAAUACAUUAAUACGGACCCAAACUAUACAUCAUUCACAUGCAGGGAGUGUCAACCUGUAUAUGAGUCACAUUUUUCAUAAACAACCUCGUGAUUGGGCUCAUCAAUCAGCAGACACACAGAUGCAGAGGGUUGUUGCACCGGCAUAAAUGUCCACCAAAACACCAGUGUGAGGUAAACCCGUUCUGUCCAACUGGAUUUAACUCACAGUUUAUCCCUGUGACAUACAUAACAGGCUUCAGACUGCAUCUACAAGUGGUAACAAUGUGAAGUUGGUGCGUUUUAUUUUGAGAUCACUAUUUACCGUAUUUUUCGGACUAUAAGGCGCACUUAAAAUCCUUAAAUUUUCUUAAAAAAUCACAGUGCGCCUUAUAAUCCAGCACCCUUAGGUAUGAUUACUUGUUGUGCUUACUGACCGAUUUUUUGUGGUACAAUGCACUCUCGAAAUAAGUAAGUACGACUUUGGUAAGCAAUGAGGCCCCUCCGCUUCAUGAAUAUUUAGAGCAUUAUAGUACGCUGUGUAUCUACCUAAUCAGCCCCAUAACAGGACCCCUGAACAGUCUACAAGACAGCCUGACUGUAAUGUCUAAAUUAGAAGUGUAUUCAUGUAAGGAACCCCGGGCGCGAAUUUUUUUUGUAGGAUGGUAGGGUAAGGUCCCGCCCUCCUUCGCCUUUGAUUGGCUAGAAGUGCUGGGCUCCGACUGGUUAUUCCUCAUGGCUGUGAAACGUCAUCUUCUGUCGGGUUAGGGUUAGGAGAUUCAGAAGUGUGAUAAUGUUCUGUAAUGUUCUGUCCGAUGUACUGAGCCGACAGCACGCGUUCGUCUUAAACGCUGGAUGACGUUUCCAGCUUUUCUAGCCAAUCAGAGGCGAAGGAGUCCGGACUUUCCCCUACCAUCCUACAAAAAAAAAUUAGUUGGUACGCACUACCAACAAUAAACCAAUCAAUGCGCCAAUGCGCCAAUGCUUAAUGCGCCUCACAGUCCGGUGCACCUUAUGUGUGAACGUAGAAACGAUAAAUCACAGUGCGCCGUAUAAUCCGCCUUAUCGCCCAAAAAAUACGGUUGUCAUCGUAAGAGUUUGAUAUUAAUAGAGUAUAAGGAGAACAUUAAAGCUCCUAUUGGGACUCUUUCUGGUCUUCGAAUGAAUACUGAUGCCUCUGUAGCUUUAAUCUAAAAUAAUUUUGACAAAUUGUUCCGUUUUUUUUAGAAGUAAUUUUCCUUUGCUCGGCUGUUCUUUGCCACCCGAACAACAUCACACCAAACACAGUGACUGCGGUACAUAAAUAAGCCGUCCCUUACUUUACAGAGACCCUGAGACUGAUUAGAAAGGUGAGGUCAAAUGGUUAGCGUUGUGAAUUUUGUUCCUUUGCCACCAACAGGUAACAAGAACAAGACAUGACAGGAGCAGCAUGGCCGGGCUGCCACUGUACUGUUAACAAGCUGCUGUCAGAUCCACAUACAGGGAUAACAGGGGCAGCUAUUCCAGUGAUUGACAACAUGAUAGAUGGGCGCGUUUGUAAGCCCUAAGACUGCAGGCGGGGUAACAUGAUUUGGACGUGGACCAUUUUUCAAGUCUAGAUUCUGAAUAUUGAGGGAAAAUUGAACUCCAGUGUAAUACUUCCUCAUUGUGCGCCUUCAGUUGGUGUUUUAUCCAGAGGAUCUCGCUCUCCUUCAACUGUAGAACCAGCGUCUUUUUCCCUGGAUGACCUUAAUUUUAGCAGCCAGAAAUGAGGAGGAGAUAGAUCAGGGCCGCUGUGGCCUGACAAUAUUUCGAACAUUCCAGCGAGCAUGUAAGGUCAGAGUAUUAACAGAGUUAUAGAGUAAGAGCCGGAGAGGAAAAAUAAGUCUAAGUCAGCUGAAAGAAGAGGAGACGUCUUUCAGCUGAGGACUCAUUCAUGAAAAGAUGAGCCUCAGCAUUUGGGAACAUUCGGUUCCUGUCGUUUUUAUUGCUGCAUCAGACAGGUUUUAGCAGAACUGGAAAAUUGCUCCAGCGCUGACUUUUUCUUUUUCUUUUUCCCCUCCUCCUGUUUUCUGCAGGAUUAUCCACGAGGCGGGAUACUCAGAAGAGGAAUGUAAGCAGUACAAGGCUGUGGUCUACAGCAACACCAUCCAGUCCAUCAUCGCCAUCAUCAGAGCCAUGGGACGCCUCAAGAUCGACUUCGGGGACGGUGCAAGAGCUGUGAGUGAUGAAGCGAGAGAAGGGUGUUUGCUUUGGAGGAGAAAGUGGAUGGAGUUGUUUGCGCUGAAAAAACAAGACGAUACAAAAAUGACAACGUCUGUUAGCUGAUGUCGUUGAUGCACGAUUGAAAGUCUUUUCCAGUAAUGUGUGCCCAGUAAGAACCGCCAAAUAUACCCAGGUCUUUUGUGGAAGCUUAAGAACAGUCCCAGGUGUUAAAAAAUGUGGCCAAUUUAAAAGCUGCAGUUCCUUGAGUGUCCACUAGUGGCUUGUUUCAAAAGUCUGGUCUUGAAAGUGAAGCCAACGUAAAAGAGUGGGGAAAAAAAAACAGUUUCCAGAAAGGCCACCUGAGAUUUACUGCAGAAGUCAUUAACAACAUUAACUUCUGUUUUAAAGACUCAGUUUACAGCGAAAUUAAACAUUUAAACAACCUCUUUUAGUUUUGGUUUUUUUAAUCACUUAUCCAUAUGCUGGAGUUAAUGGCCAUGAGUUAUGGAUGCAUCUGCUUAAUCAGGGGUGUAGCUUAGUUUACUAACAGGUGGGCCAUAUAUAGCCAUUUGCCUGGAGGUUAAAAGCCUUCCUGAGCUCCGCUUCUUAAGUACACUCUAGACUCUAUGUCUGCAUCUCUAGUACGACUACUGCCGUCCAUUUCCUUUAAAACACCUCCUCAGAACCACGUUCCCAAGAUUUUGCCCAUGUUUUAUUCAGUUAAUGAUUGAUGAGUACACUUUUGUCAUUAGAAAUAAGGGCAUAUGUCCACUUCACCUAUUAUCUUUAUAUGCAGCUUGUUUUUUUCAUUUGAAUUAAGGGCAUAUGUCCACUGCACCUAUUUUCUGUAUAUGCAGCUCACUUUUUGUUAUUAGAAUUAAGGGCAUUCUCUUUAUAUGUAUCUCAUUUUUUUCAUUUGAAUUAAGGGCAUAUGUCCACUGAACCUAUUUUCUUUAUAUGCAGCUCACUUUUUGAUUAGAAUGAAGGGCAUAUGUCUACUGCUACUAUUUUCAUAAUAUGCAGCUCAAGUUAAAAAUAAGGGCAUAUGUCCUCUUUACACAUUUUCUUAAUAUGCAGCUUUUUUUAAAUUAGAAUUAAGGGCAUAUGUCCACUGCACCUACUGUUUUUUUAUAUGCCUCUCACUUUUUAUAUUAGAAUUAAGGGCCUAUGUCCACUACACCUAUUUUCUUUAUAUGUAGCUCACUUUUUUCAUUAGAGACCAGCUGUGCAUGGUGUCUCUGAAAACUAAUGGUUGACAUCAUUGAGAGCAAGCCCAUAUUCUAUAAAGUCUGAUUGUGAAAUGACUUGAAUGACUUUGAGGACCCAUUUAUCAACCACCUCUCCUCUCAGGACGACGCACGGCAGCUGUUUGUGCUGGCGGGCUCUGCAGAGGAAGGCUUCAUGACGGGAGAGCUGGCCGGCGUCAUCAAGCGGCUGUGGAAGGACGCGGGCGUACAAGCCUGCUUCAGCCGCUCUCGAGAAUAUCAGCUCAACGACUCGGCGGCAUAGUGAGUCACAACACAGACACAAAAACAACACUAACAAGCGUGGAAACAGUCCCUUAAAAAAAAAAAAAGUCAGGCAGCAAAGCGCUUCAGAGGCACGAGUCCGGACUUUAACUCUGUCAAUAUUUGCCCUCCUCUUCAGAGUCUGAAGAGCCGUGACUGCUGAGGCCUUUUAAAUCUUUGACCUCAGCUUGGGGACAUAUGCUACAUGCUGAAAAACGAGGACGAGUGAAAAUGUUCCAUGCCUGAAUCUUUUAUAUAUUGUGCAAAAGCCCCUGGCGUUGCAGCAAAAGAUAUCAUCACAAAGCUGCCUCUUUUUCAUCCUUGAGUGUUUUUCUGCAGCAGAACAAACAUCACUGCUCAUGUAGACCGCCGAGAGCUGGUCAUCGUCUAAUUUGCUCCUCUAAUCCUGCUGUCCAGGGGCUUUCUCAAUAGAGAAAAGCACCUCUGAACCUUGUGUUUCCUUUGGUUUUGUUUUACACACAAACAAAAGGCUUGUUUUUUUGUGUUUUUUUGUGUGGGGAGCAGAUUACUCGUGUUUAUCUUUUGGAUUUUAGAGGUCGCCAAUCUCUCUCACUCGUAAUUUAUCAAACAGUAAGCUCAAGGUGUGAGCUUAUUACAACCCCGAGUGGGUGAAGACGUGGUAGCGUUAUGUGUGAGAUCCUGUGUGAGCAGAGAAUACAGUGUGUGAAAGCAGCACAGCAGCAACACUUCGACCAGGCGCUGGUGGAGCGAAUUAGACAGGAAAUGGAAAUGUUUGUAAAAACAUGCAUCUUUGUAGAGACAUAAAUCAGCCAGUGUUGUUGAAUUUGACCCCAUUUUAGACGAUAUUUCUCAUUCUGUGCUGAGAAAUCUCAAAUGUGGUUUGUACCUAUAACUAAAGAUGGAUAAUUUUCUGCUGUGGGGUGCAGAAAACUAUAAAAAUUGAAAUAAAAAUACACAAAAAAGGAUUGAAUUAGAAAAUCCAAAUUUGAUAAACAUCUUUUUGAAGUCCUUGAGCUGAGUUGGCCUGGUUUUACUAUAUUUAGAUUGUUUUAUAAGUGAGGUGAAAGUGUUAUGUAUUAAAGGGGGAAACAGAUUUAAUAUUAAGAUAUAAUUUAAUCAACGAAAGGUCAUUUAUCUUAUCGAGUUUAAACUCUUGUGAGGACUUUUUAUCGUCUUAUGUAAUAAACUGAAUGUGGGUUACAGAAGUAAACAAGACUUGUAGUUUCGAGAAAUGCUGUUUUUAAACCAACGAUGAGGGAUGAAGUGAGCCCAGGGUGCUGGAAAAAAAACAGGAUUUGUUGACAUUUUCGACAGCGAAGCCUCAGGAUGAGUGAGGCAUCUGACUGUUAAAGACAGCAGGAUGAGAGGGUCUUUCAUUUGCUGUUCCUUUAUAGAAUAGCAGGUUAUAUAUAACACCUCAAACUUCACAUACCAAAAGUUCCUCGCAGGAGUUUUAACAGGUAUCCUGAGCUGUUAUCAAGUAGAUGAAGUAACUUGAACCUCAGCCUUUUUCUUUGACCUCUAAUGAACCUGCAAGUCGAAAAUACAUGAUUCAUAAAAAUUAAAACAGAGUUAAAAUCUAAAAGGAAUAACCUAAUUCUGUCUCUUCUUUUAUCUGUGUUUGUGUAUUCUCUUUAACACCCACAACCACAAAAACAAACAAGAGUCUGUUCCAGCAGGUACUCGGCAAAAUGUGGGACAGCCCCCCGGACAGAUGGCUACUCCAUUACAAGUCUAACAGACAUCUUUAUACCACUCACACAUGCAUGAGAGCCUCAGAUUCAAGUGUAUGAAAGAGGAUAACAGGAAAGUCUGAGAAAACCGAGUAAACCCCACUCUAACACCGCCAGGGGACAUGAAUGCGAGGAGGAAAUCCACAAAACGAUCAUAGCGUUAUCAGCUGAAUUCACCACAGGACAAUUACAACUUGAGAAGUAGAAGGAGCCACAAAUCGUCACCUGACUCACUUUUAAAGCAAAUGAACCAAAAGCUUCCCAAACUUUGACCUGCUAAAAUCAGUGACUUUGUUUCUUGAACUUCACCGACAUUAUGACACAUUUUCUCCCUUUUUAUCCCCCCUGCUCUCUUUCUUUCUCUCUCCUUCUUUGUUUCUCCCCUCUUUGUGUUCCUUUCCCUCCUCCGCAGCUACCUGAAUGAUUUGGACAGGAUAUCCCAGGCCACCUACAUCCCGACCCAGCAGGAUGUCCUGAGGACCCGAGUCAAAACCACGGGCAUUGUUGAGACACACUUCACAUUCAAGGACCUGCACUUCAAGUGAGAAUUUCCUCACUGUACCAGCUGGCUGAGGCUCAAAGUCUUUUACAGGCGGCUUAAUUAGCUCUCCUUCCUGUUAACUGACUCACUCGCUGCCACUGAAAUUCCCUUUGUGCGCGUACAGCUGGGAGGGGUGACACAGGCUGCGAGGGUGUCGUGCGCAUCAGUUAUGACUUAGCUGUGGCCCCGCGUUUAAAAAAAAAAAGGGAAGUGGGGGCAGCAGGCCUGAUGGUGGCAUGAUAGCAGAAGUUUGGUGCCAGUGUGUUUAAAAUUUAGGACAGAAAUAACACGCUAACAUGAAGCUAAUAAAGUCCGAAGAGAGCAGCUGAAAGGGUCAUGAUGACACACCAUGAGUGGAGGAAACAAUUACACAGCAGUGGCUAACUAGCUUUAUCAAAAAUGAUCUAAUUCUUCUCCAUGGCUCCAGCAAUUUCAUGACUAACUUUGUUGCUGUGAAACAGGUAAACAGAAUAAAAAGGGGGACUGGUUGGCUGAGUCAUUGUGACCAAAACAAACAUUUUUACGCCUCUUGUUUUAGCUCUAAUCACGUAUUUAGAUUUUAACAACCCCUCCUUAACAUAACGGCUGUAAAAGUACGAUUCCUCCAGCAUAUUUACUCUUUAAUAGACCAUUACACAAGCUCAUUAAAGCUGUUCUCUCCCAGUAUAUGAAAUAUAUGAAGAGUUCUUAAGUGAGCUUUUAGUCUAAAUAGCUUUAUGUUAAACACUUAGCAACCUGGGGCAGCUGUGGCGCAGUUAUAGAGCGCAUUGUCUCCCAAGCCUUGUUUAAAUGAGAAUGGACCCAUUAAACAAGAAAAAUCUGUCGUUUUUAUUAAAGAAAAUUAGGUCUGUAUUUGAUGGUGUAAUGUAAUGAAUAAUGAAACACCACUAAAGCUCCACAUGUCUGUAUGUAAAGAGCAGAGAGUACAAAUAAAAACAAACAAGAAGACGAUGGUGGGCUCAGUAACUUAACUCACACAUGGGAAUUAAAGUGCAGCUAGAUAAAAAACGUAGUGUCAGAUUUCCACACUCAAACCUGGUUUCAAAAAUUCAGAAACUAACAGUUAACCAUGUUGUUUACAUUUGUUGAUGGCAGCCCUUUUAUUGGAAUCUUAACAGUUCGGUUUCCAGCUCUUGUGGUCUACGUGUUAAUGUGUCCUUGGGCAAGACGCUGAAUGUGGGAUUCGUCUUGGUAGCAUAUUACCUGGCGUGGAAAUUGCAGCUUUGGUUGUCAGCGUAGGGAUCUAUACGUGCAGUGUAAGAGCUAUGUGAGCGCUCCCAGGACUGGAAAGCUAGAAAACUUAAGACACGCUGGUGAUUCUAGGGAGCGCACCCAAACCUGACUGAUCAAACAGAGCGAACAAACUCCGCACGACACGCUGGUGAAUAUACGUAAACGCACUCACACAGAUGCGCUCCGGCUUUCCUGUCAGCGAGCGCAGACAACUACACACCGACUCAGAGAGAUGCAGCAGACAUCUGCUCUCUCUCUCCGGUAUAAACGGUACAACAAAAUUUCUACCUGUAGACACUCUUAUACCGUCAAACAGUAUAUACCGUCAUACUGCCCAACACUAGUUGGAACUAAUCAUUGGCAAUAAAAAAAGUCAUGAAAAUUAAGGUUGCCGUUGGACUUUUGAAGCUGCUCCAAAAACGGGGUCAAAAGUUGUGUGUUCUUGGAUUUUAUAGCUGUUGGCCAGCAGUUAAAUGUUGAACCCUCGGAUUGAAAGAAAGCAGUAAAAAGCCUCACACUCAUUUCUAUUGACUAAAGGCUAAAAGUGUGUCCUUCUAUUGAUUAGUCUGUCCACUUCUUUUAUUUAGGCCAUACUGUUUACAGUUCAUUUAAGGCUUUUGCCGGACACUUGAGGAUUCUCUGCUCAGUCAGCAUAUUACUGCCGAGCGAUAAAACAACAAAGCCUCUCUGUUUUCUCCCCCUUUAUCACAAACUAUCAUCAGUAAACCCUGCAGCACACCGCCACAGCGGCUCUUCUAGAUAUCAAAUUUUCCAUUUCAUAACACCACAACACUGGUUGCUUUGUGUACACGUGUAUCCAUGUUUACUUUUUUCCUCCCUGCAGAAUGUUCGAUGUCGGUGGUCAGCGGUCUGAGAGGAAGAAGUGGAUCCACUGCUUCGAGGGCGUGACCGCCAUCAUCUUCUGCGUGGCCCUCAGCGACUACGACCUGGUGCUGGCUGAGGACGAGGAGAUGGUGAGUAAUAGUGGGCGCUCUGUGCUUCGUACACAAAGGGAUCUUUGUUUACUGCAAUCAUGAUGAGUCAGAGAAGACGUAGGAAUAAGAGAUGGGUCUGGUUCCAGAGUACAGUGAGCAACAUGUUCUGAUUUUUUCCCCCUUCAGAACCGAAUGCACGAGAGUAUGAAGCUCUUCGACAGCAUCUGUAACAACAAGUGGUUCACGGACACCUCCAUUAUCCUCUUCCUCAACAAGAAGGACCUGUUUGAGGAGAAGAUCAAGAAGAGUCCCCUGACUAUCUGCUACCCAGAAUAUGCCGGUAAGAUUGGCAGCAUCUCACAGAAUACAUGUUUUAACUAGAAAAGCACUCGGAGAGCGCAGACCUCUGCCAAGCAGCUCAUGUCCCGCCUUAUAUUGUGAUUCACACCAAAACUUUCACUGUUACGUGUCUUUUAUUAACGUUUAUUUGUGUUUAAACUGGUAUGUUCACUGUUCAUAAUGUUCCUAAAACAAGAAAUGCCCUGACCUGGAUUCGAACCCAGGACCUUCUGGUUGUGAGGUGACAGUGCUAAGCACUACACCACUAUGCCGCCUAUCUACACCACUGUGCCGCCUAUCUACACCACUGUGCCGCCGAUUGCUUAUCUUUCAGCAUUGAAAAUUCCAACGACACCCUUAUUUUUGUGUGUUCUGGAUCACAGUAUCCGGAAUUUUGUCUGGAUCAGGAUCAACCUUUGACACAUCUUAAAACUCAUUGAGAUCCUUUUGUGUAAUUUUUUUUACUAAAGACUCUGGCCAUUUUUAUAGAGUUAAAUGCAAAAAUUCCAAAAUUUGCCCUAUCUCACAAUGAUGAAGAAUCCUUCAAAAAAUUCCUGGAUCCAGAAGGCGAUCCGGACCACCACCAAAAUUUAAUGGGAUCGUCCUGGGGCUGAGACGCACCUCUGGUGAAAAUUUCAGGUCAAUCCGUCUGUAACUUUCUCCGUAAAGUUGCUAACAGACAGACAAACAAACAAACCAACAAACCAAUAAACAAACAAACUAACUAACUAACGCUACCGAAAACAUAACCUCCUUGGCGGAGGUAAUUUUAUCGUUUUGAUUUUACAGGGAAACCCCAAGAACCCAGAGAGAAAGGUCCAUCUGCCUUUUCACAAAAACACGCACAAUAAGCAGGAUGAAGCCCAGCCAUAUGUUAUUUUGUUAAAGACGAAUGUGUACACUCUCAAUACCUUUUUCCCUUUUGCUGUGACUUCCUGGCUCCCUCACUUCCUCGUCUCUUUCCAGGCUCCAACACGUACGAGGAAGCAGCUGCCUACAUCCAGUGUCAGUUCGAGGACCUGAACAAGAGAAAGGACACAAAGGAGAUCUACACCCACUUCACCUGCGCCACAGACACCAAGAAUGUGCAGUUUGUGUUCGACGCCGUCACCGACGUCAUCAUCAAGAACAACCUGAAAGACUGCGGGCUCUUCUGAGGAGUACGACUUCAAAAAACAAGAAGCUUUUUUUCUUGGUGAGGAAUUUUUUUUAUUUUUUUUUUAUCAUCACUCCACCUUGAGCUCUCGAACCAUCAGAGCUUUAAAAACACUUAGUCUGCGCUUCAGAGCAGAUGGGCUUGUUUCAGCUUCUUCGGCACUCAGAGCUGGUGUUGAUCCAAUAGUCGGGAUGUAAUCCAUCAUAAUCAAAAUGCUAAUUUAAUUACCGAGCUGUAAAGCGUCUCUCUCUUCUAGAACUUGAAUACAUUUUCUGCUUCGUUUCAGUUGUAUUGUAAGACAACAGCAGCAAGGUCAAGCUCCAAACGUCUCUUUGAAACAAUACGCAGCCAUCCCUCCCACCUCCUUUCUCACCUCCUUUAUCUCUCCUUCCCUCUCUUUAGGCAGUGGGGCCACUUUAUGGAGCAUCUUCUUCGGCGGGGGAGAUGAGAGGAGUCGGGAGGAUCAGUCAAGGACCAGUGCUGUACUAUAUGCCACUUUUAACAGCUUUAUUUAUGUUUUUUGUCUUGGAACAUUUUGACCUAGCAUUACAACAUUUGUGUAGGAUGUUUGUAUCAUUGUAAAAGCGUCAGAUUUUCCGCACAUUAUUAUUUUUUUUAAAAAGUUACUUCCUGUUUUGUUUAAAAAAGUUUUUAAGAGUUCACUUUAUUUGCUGUUUCUUCUGCCGCUGUCUCUGGAAAAGGAAACUUUUUGCUCUCGGUGGAAAACGCUUCUUUUCUUCCUACCCUACAACCACAAAAAGGGAAGAAAAGGGGUCCAACUUUGAGUCCAGUUUGUUGGUACUUGUGCCUUCGCAUGCCUUUUUACUGCGGUCGUAGUCCCCAAUGCUUGUUCUGUUGCCUGCUGAAUUGUUCGAAACAUUAAGAGGUAAACUGUUUUCAUAUGUUAAGUGUCCCUGCUAUCUUCUAUGUGCACACCACUGAGCUACCAGGAGGCGGAGGAAGGUUUCACUCUGGUCUAAAGGGUACAUGGGUCUCCAUUGUGACCGACAUGUAGCCUCCACAGCCCCCUUCCCCCCAUCCUCACCCACCCGCCAUGACAAUGGAAGGCCUACAGGUCGAUCAUGCAGUACAAUACUGAGAUGUAUAUUGUUACAUUUACCCCAAAGAUCUGGGGCUCUGGUUUUUAAACGGUGUACAAAAUCUCCAUUCUUCACAACCAUUUGGAAAAUGGUGAGCUGGGGCGCUGAGCUUAUAAUAAACUCAAGUGUUCAAAGUACAAAGACCAGAGUAAGGCACAUUUUAAUGUAUAUUUUAAUGUAUUUGGAGGAGAGUUUUUGGUGUUAAGGAGAGGAAAGCUGAACUACAAAUAAGACAGUUGGAAAGGCAAGUGUAAUCAGAGUGGUGUGGUCACGUUCUUGGGUUCUGUCAAGUAAUGGUUAAAGGAUACAUGAAGCUCUUCAAUCAGGUGAUGGCAACUUCAAAUGCUCAAGGGAGCCUGGUCUGUGAUUUUUUUGAUCAGCACUACUUUGCCAAGAAGAGUGUUAUAAAUGGUCCUGGAUCUGUUCAUGUAACGAAAACUGCCACAACUGUCAAUGUAUGUGUAUGUUCUCCACAGAUGGAGAACCUUUGUAGACUCAUCUCCCUUAUUUUGCUAAUAAAAACCAUUUACAAACCACAUGGAGUUGGAGUAUUUUGAGAAACCCUG